UUCUUGCAAGUGGUUAGCCAGCACUGUAGUGCCAACUCGGUUGCUUCAUAUAUUAAAUAACGAUUAAAUACAACUGGACGGCUGGAAACUGCAUAUGUAAGAAAUAUGCUAAAACUGACUUGUCACUAGCUCGGCUGCGUAAUAACACCAGGUACAGAUCUGUCGUUAUACAGUAUGAUUUUACCCAGCUAUCCGUUUACCUUUACACUCAUAUUAAUCCGCCAAAAAGAAUAUCAUCUUUGGAGAAUAAUAGUCCUUCAGUUUAACAUAUCAUUUAACAUUAUUUUUAUUUUAGUCCAUUCUUAUCACUUAAUAUUUCGUUAACUGAGUCUAAUUUUUAUUUAUUGUAGACGAAUAAACAUGUUUAAGCUCAAAUACGAAAGCACUGAAGACUACACUGUUUCGAUCAUCUCUCCCUCAAAUAAAUGGGAUCCGGUCUGAUGAAACAGGAAGCGAGGAGAUAUUGAUGGCGCCCGACUAGAAAGCAUUAGCAAGUAUCGGUUACAAAUACGUAUUUAUAUCAGCGCAUCGACCACAAAGAAAACAAACCAUAAAGGUGUUCGCGAGAUUGGCCAAGCAAGAACAACUUCACCCCUUGAGCUGAGAUGGAUUCAGAGGAGAUUGAAGUGGAGAGCAGCAGUGAUGUGGGUCAUUCAGGGAUGGAGGAGCCAUCUGAGAGUGGCAUGGGCAUGGAGUCAUCAGAGGCCAUGUCUGCCGACAGCAGUGACACGGCAACACUCCCAGCCCAGGCCCCAGAGUCUGACUGCCACGUUGGACAGAGCUCAGAGGGCCUUGUGGUCUUUAUUCCCGAAACAAGCUCCAGUACAGAUGUGCGUGGGAUCCACCUUCCAGAUUCCUCCUCUGUUGCCCAGUCAACCAGUGUCUCCAGUGUCUCCACAGUGACCCAGUCAGUCUUGGUGUCAGAGUCUGCUCAGGUUCUAGUGCACUCCAGUGCUGUGUCUGAGGGAGGGAUGAUUGUUUCUGACUCAACAGCCUCCACCUCUUCAGACCUAGGCUCUGCCAUUGACAAGAUAAUUGAGUCCACCAUUGGGCCUGACAUAAUGAAUGGGUGUAUUGCAGUUACAAGUGCAGAAGAUGACAAUGCAGAGACCACACAGUAUUUGAUCCUGCAGGGACCAGAUGAUGGAGCUCCCAUGGUUGCUCAGAUGUCUUCCUCAGCACUGUCUAGCCGCAUUGCCAUCGAGACCUUGGCCGAUGGGCCCACCUCCACCUGCCUGGAUCAGGCAGACCUAUCGGAGAGCCUGCAGGGCAGUCUGGAGCCCGACCAGCCCGACCAGCCAGGCCACUCCGGCUAUCCGGAGCACGAGGACGGGAGCAGCAGCAGCAGCAGUAGCAGCAGCAGUAGCCGCCCCGACCAGCCAGAGCAUUCACGCUAUGUGGAGUGCAGUGGAGGGGGGGACGACCCCGACCAGACAGGCGAGGCACACUGCAUCGAGUUCCCCGGAGCGGAGCCAGACCAGGCACCGCGCCAGUCCCGCUUCACCAGCUACACAGACGACGACCCAGGGGAGUCUCUACGUGGCUAUGCGGCUGAGUGUAGCGGCACAGCCCACAGUCCCCACCCACACUACCUCGUGGAAUGCAGCGACGGCUGCCUCGCAGAGCCCCGCCACUCACGUUACAUCGACAGUAGCGUGGACGAUGGUGAGCCCAGCCGUGUCUCUGCCUCGGAGCGGGCAGGCAGCAUGGGGGAGGGGCUGGCAGAUGCCAGCAACUCCCACCUGCCUGACCAGAUGGAGUGCAGCGAGAGCCAGACGGGGCCAUACAUCAGCAGCAGUGGCACCUACUCUGCGAACCCUGAGCCUGAGGCGGCGGAGCGCUGGUCACCUGAGUCAGGUGGGUCGGCAGGGCCCAGGGAGGAUGAUGCAGUCGUGGUGGAGUCCGGAGUGGCAGCAGGGCCUGGGGAAAGAGCACCAGACCUGGCUGAGCUCGAAGAGAUGAUGGAGGUGGUCAUUGUACAGCAGUUCAAAUGCAAGAUGUGCCCAUAUAAAAGUGUGUCAAAAGACACACUUAUUAACCACAUGAGAGACAAGCACUUUAAACCUGCAGGUGAACCCCCAAAAAAGCGAGGGCGGGGACGGCCUAGAAAAUCAGAAACGCUGGCCCGACAGCUAGCCGAAGUGAAGAAAGAAGAGCCACAAGAAGAAGAAGAAGAUGACAUCAUGGAUGCGGGUGCCAUCGAUGAUCCUGAAGAGGACAGUGAUUAUAACCCAGCGGAUGAGCAGCUGAGGCCCAGAGCAUCUGCACAUCGGCCAGCCCCUCCCUCCUGCUCUUCCUCUUCCUCCUCUACCUCACGAAAACGGCCUCGCCGGAUGGUGGGCCCACCCCGCAAAUUUCUUUAUCCCCAGAGUUACACAGCAGUGACGCCUGUGUCUCAGAUGAGCAAUACAAUGGAUUCUCAGGCUCCUGAAGAGGCCACUUCCUCUGGGCAGGAGAGUGGAACCGUUUCAUUAUCCAAUGGGUGUGCUGCGGAACCAGGUGUCAGCCAAUCAGAUUCGGAGAACAAAGACCCCUCUUCAAACACAGGCCCAGAUGAUGAUGAGUUUUUUCCAAGGAAGAGGGGACGACCAUCAAAGAGGUUCCUACGCAAAAAGUAUAAAAAGUUCCUAAAUCGGAACAAGUACUACAAAUCCCUCAAGCCUCUGCUGAGACCUCAUAACUGCUGGAUCUGUGGCUCACGUUUCCUGUCUCAAGAAGACCUCAGAUUCCAUGUGGAUUCUCAUGAAGGCAAUGAUCCAGAACGUUUUAAGUGCCUGAAGUGCAGCUACCGUUGCAAACGUUGGUCUUCUCUCAAGGAGCAUAUGUUCAACCACCAGGGCACCAAGCCGUAUAAGUGUGAAAUCUGUGAUUACUCGAGUGUCUACAGGAAGGAUGUGAUCCGACAUUCUGCUGUUCACAACAAAGACAAGAGAAGGAAGUCCGAUGUGUCUUGUGAUGGUGCUCCGCAGAUUCCGAAAGUGUCCGAGUUCCCGUGCCCGAUCUGCCACCGUGUCUACCCCAUGCAGAAGCGCCUCACGCAGCACUUGAAGACACACAGCACAGAAAAGCCUCACAUGUGUGAUAAGUGUGGGAAGUCCUUCAAGAAACGUUACACCUUCAAGAUGCAUCUUCUCACACAUAUCCAAAACUGUGGAAAUAGCAUGUUUAAGUGUGAGUUCUGUGAGAUCACAUGCAGUGAUAAGAAGCAACUCCUAAACCAUCAACUAUCCCACACCAAUGACAAGCCAUUUAAAUGUGACUACUGCAAGUACUCUACAAGCAAAGAGGAUUUCCUGGUGUCUCACAUAGCAAUCAAACACACUGGGGAGAAGCCCUUCUCCUGCGACAUGUGCCACUUCAUGACCAAGCACAGGAAGAAUCUGCGGCUGCACAUGCAGUGUCGCCACCCGGACGCCUUUGAGGAGUGGAGCCAGGCACAUCCCGAAGAGCCCGUGAGGCGCCGCCGGAGGCCCUUUUUCACCCUGCAGCAGAUCGAGGAGCUCAAGCAGCAGCACGAGAGCCAGGCCCUGCCGAGCGCCAUCGUCUCAGAACCAUUGGACCUACAAACCAUCGAGUCCUUGGGCAAUGCCUCCGUGUCCCAGGAUGCAUUGGGAAACACCACCAUCAUCUAUGAGCAAGCCCAGUCAUCAGAUCUGUCUGCUCAGAAUGCAUUGGACUUGCUCCUGAAUGUGAGCAAUGCCCGAGAGUUAGUGGGAAACUCGGUCCAGGUGGCUGUGUUAAAGUCGGAUGGCGAGACCCUGGAGGCUGGCUCGUGGCCCACCACAGGACAGGGGACGCAGGGCUCGUCCACGCAGCCGCAGAAGGUAGUCACGUUCCAUGUGUCAGAGAAUGGAGAAACAACUCUUGUGCAGGAGGCGUUUGAGACAGUGGAGGGAGCAGCAGCAGAGGAGGGGGUGGGUGGCGAAGGCGGCCAGGAGUUCACACAGAUUGCCAUCAGCGCCUAUGAGAGCACUGGCGAGUUCAGUGUGGUGGAGCAGGCUGUUGAGGGCAUCCACUGCACAGGCACUGCAUAUAGCAGCAUGGAGGAAAACUCUGCGGAUCCUCCAGCCGUGGAGGGGAGCGGCGAUUCUUCAGCUGUCCCCACCCCACCGAAAAAUCACAAAGACAAGUUCUUCCUUAGCUCCAGCUUGGCCGACGGAGUGCUGCAGCAAGUGGAGCUAAGCAGUGAGAGCCCAGGCUCCCCGACACAGAGCUCCUCCUCCCAGCCCCAGCAGCCCAACCCCAAGCGCUUCUCCUGCCGCGUCUGCAUGGAGUCCUUCCACGGCCGCUCAGACAUGGAGAACCACAAGAGGGCGCACGUGGACCCCAACACGUUCAAAUGUCCUGACUGUGAUUUCACUGCUCCCUCUUGGCCUGAAGUCAAAGCUCACAUGGCCAUGCACGCAUACCUGCGACCUCACAAAUGCCCACACUGCAGCUUCGCUUCCAAGAACAAAAAAGACCUGCGACGCCAUAUGAUGACGCACACUAAUGAGAAACCUUUCUCAUGUGAAGUCUGUGGCCAGAGGUUUAAUCGGAAUGGCCACCUGAAGUUUCACAUGGAGAGGCUGCACACACAGGACCCUCCCCCUCGCAAGGCCCGAGCCGGCACCUCCCAGCAGACCAUCAUAGUGAACAGUGAUGAGGAAGCCCUAGCCACGCUGCAGACCUUGCAGGCAGGUCAGACAGUGAUCAGUCCAGAACGACUGCAGCAGGCAUUGGGCCAGGAGCACAUAAUAGUGGCACAGGAGCAGGCUUUGUCUGACCAGGAGGAGGCUACGUACAUUCAGCAAAUCACUACAGUGGACGGCCAGACUGUGCAGCACUUGAUGACAGCAGAUAAUCAGGUUACAGAGGUCCAGUAUAUCAUAUCACAGGAUGGCGUUCAGCACUUGAUCCCACAGGAAUACGUAGUGGUGUCCAAUAGUAACCACAUUCAGAGAAAAAGCUCUGAAGAGGUUUACGUUCUUUCUCAGAUGGAGGAUGGCCAGAUAGCUCAUAUUCAGUAUGAGCAUGAUGGUUCGUUCCUGCAGGAACAGCAGAUUGCUCUAAGUCACGAUGGACAAAUUCAGUAUUUCCCCAUCAGCACUGAGCAGCAGAUAGUUAACCCAGAGGACUUAGAGGCUGCUGCCCACUCCGCUGUCACUGCUGUAGCUGAUGCAGCCAUGGCCCAGGCUCAGGCGGUUUAUGCCACAGAGGCCACCCCGGAACAGCUGGAGCAGAUGCAGCAGCAGGGCAUCCAGUAUGAUGUCAUCACCUUCACAGAGGAAUAGAGAUCAUACACCCGACGCCUGCAGUCUCACACGCUCAUAUGGGUUGCGGUGGAAAUCAGCAGCCUGCUGUUACUGUCCUCAUGGGAUAAGGGGAAAUGUGCAAAAGACUUUCUUUUUUGUAUAUUCUGUAUAGUACAUUUACAGAAUCAGUGGAGUCAUACAGUAAUGGAUGCCAGAUCUGUAACAAUUUAUUCAUCUCACUGUGCCUCCACUGUUCUGCUAUGUAAAAAGAAGUAUCAAAAGGUGACUAAAGUUUCUGUAUUUAAUUAAUUAUCUAUGUUUCUUUGGUAUGCUGUAGGGAAUGGUAGAGCAUAAUGACAAGGUACUGAUUCUCUGUAUGGGGCUGAAUAAAUUUAGAAUAAAAUGUUUGGGCUUUAUUUUAUGAUAAGGUUCCAAAAUUCUAAGCUCUGAUGGAGUAGUUUUCCAAGACAAUUUUGCUUUGGCACUCAUAAAGCUAUAACCAAAUAAAUUACAGCUGCUUUACCUAA
Molecule: messenger RNA, 5761 nt
Organism: Electrophorus electricus (electric eel)
Lineage: Eukaryota; Metazoa; Chordata; Actinopteri; Gymnotiformes; Gymnotidae
Gene: znf335
Product: zinc finger protein 335
Biological process (GO): positive regulation of transcription by RNA polymerase II; positive regulation of neurogenesis; brain development
Cellular component (GO): nucleus
Molecular function (GO): RNA polymerase II cis-regulatory region sequence-specific DNA binding
Source: RefSeq, a predicted model, not a curated record